Lindgomyces ingoldianus is the source of this 1044-nucleotide messenger RNA. RefSeq names its product alpha/beta-hydrolase. The transcript has a single exon. NCBI's taxonomy places the organism in Eukaryota, Fungi, Ascomycota, Dothideomycetes, Pleosporales, Lindgomycetaceae. The record is from RefSeq and is a predicted model, not a curated record. Bases 1 to 1044 code for a protein of 347 amino acids.
AUGUGGGCUUUCUUCGCCAUUCUUCUUCUCCAUGUUCUUAGCCAUGGUGUUCACUCAGAGGAUGCAAGACCCCAAAGCCCAAUAAUGCUAGCAAAGUCUGGAGGAUUCGAAAUUGGUGGAAAGACUGUGAGCAGUCCCGCCUCCCCUAAUAGAACACUGUCCUGCGAUCAUGGAUACAUGGAGUAUUUCAUUCCUUGGCGACCACGAAAGACCAGCCUGGUCAUGUGGCACAGCUCCAGCUCUCAAGUAUGGCAGAACCGAUGGGAUGGUGGCGAAGGCUACAAAGACAUGUUUCUUCGUCGAAACUACCCCGUGUACUUAUGGGAUGGUCCUCGAGUGGGACGCGCAAACUGGCCCUGCGUGCCUAUGAACUACACCCCUUACUACGGAGACCGUCUCAAUUUCAUUUCCUGGAACUUUGGCCCCUCCUACAUGAACUGGUGGCCCGACGUACAGUUCCCGACCCAAGAUAAUUACGCCUGGCAGCAAGCAACUAGCGCUCGCUACGUCGAAAUCGACACCACCGAAAACGUAGAGCUGCACUCGGACGCUGCCUCCAUCGCAGCCGACUCAGGCAAGAUUGGCGACAACAUCGUUUAUCUCACCAACUCAGCCGGUGGUCUCCGCGCCCAGAUGACGGCUGUGAAAGCCAACAACACCAACAUCAAAGGUAUCGUCGCCUACGAAAGCAUCGGUUACGUUUUCCCCGACAACGUCAACAUCACAGCCAGGCGCGGUGGCUUCGGCCCUUAUGUCGUCCCGCUCGAGCAAUUUAAGAAACUAGCAAAGCUAUCCGCGAUCCAAUUUGUGUGGGGCGAUCACCGUGAUGAGUCGUGGGACUAUGUUCGGCAGUCGAGGCUUGCGGCUAAGCUGAUCAAUCAGUAUGGAGGCAAUGCGACAGUUUUGAAGUUGAGGGAUGAUGCAGGGCUGAAGGGGAAUACGCAUAUCCCGUUUGCAGAUUUAGGUAAUGCCAAAGUGGGGGCAUUGUUGGAUACUUUUCUAGAGGAGAAUGGUUUGGAUGAGUAUGCAUAUGACAGCAAGUAA